UAGAAGCUGAUUGGCUACCAUGGACAGCUGCACCAGAUACUGAGGGAACCAGCUUUGGUAAAUCUCCUCCAAUAUGUGAGGCUAGCUGUAGCCUCCCUGACGGUAUUCCCGAGUGUAGCUCGGGGUAAAGUUUCAGUACCAAAAGCGGUACCCCCGAGCUACACUCGGGCUUACCAUGCGGCGCUGCUCCGGCAUCUGUUCUUCACUUACCUUGUCCUGCGCUCCCGCAAUGUCCCUCCUGCAGUGUCCCCGGCAAUGUAAUCCGGCGGAUGCCGGCAUCUGUCAUUUGGGUUCCAUCCUCUGCGAGCGUCGGGACGUACGGGGGACAGAACUGGCGGGAAAUUUGAAAAUGACAAAAAGUGACAUUCACUGAAUACACUAA
Staurois parvus is the source of this 382-nucleotide messenger RNA. NCBI's taxonomy places the organism in Eukaryota, Metazoa, Chordata, Amphibia, Anura, Ranidae. The record is from the annotation of a GenBank genome assembly.